Molecule: messenger RNA, 6217 nt
Organism: Mirounga angustirostris (Northern elephant seal)
Lineage: Eukaryota; Metazoa; Chordata; Mammalia; Carnivora; Phocidae
Gene: STAC
Product: SH3 and cysteine rich domain
Exons: 11
Coding region: 225-1436 (403 amino acids)
Biological process (GO): positive regulation of voltage-gated calcium channel activity; positive regulation of protein localization to plasma membrane; skeletal muscle contraction
Cellular component (GO): extrinsic component of cytoplasmic side of plasma membrane
Molecular function (GO): transmembrane transporter binding
Source: RefSeq, a predicted model, not a curated record
GAGCCGCCCGUCCGCUGCCGGCUGCCAGUCCCGCCAGUGCGCUGGCGGGCGAGGGGCGGCGGGCGCGCGGGACGGGCGUGCGCACGGGCGAGGUCGGGGGAGAGCGCGUGGGCGGCGGGGAGACGAUGGGCGUCCCUGGGACCCGCCGCUGAGCUAGCACGAGCGACGGGAAGGCCAGCCUCUCUGUUCCUCCGGGAGCCCAGCACCGUUCCCGCGCCGCCAGGAUGAUCCCCCCGAGCGGUGCCCGCGAGGAUGGCGUGGACGGGCUGCCCAAGGAGGCGCCGCGCGCCGAGCAGCCGCCCUCUCCAGCAUCCACCAGCAGCCAGGAAUCCAAGCUCCAGAAACUAAAACGAUCACUUUCUUUCAAGACCAAGAGUUUACGGAGCAAAAGCGCUGACAACUUCUUCCAGCGAACCAACAGCGACGUGAAGCUGCAGGGGGACAUGCUGGCUGAGGUCAGCCCCAGCUCCAGCCCACUCCCCGCUUCUGGAAGCCUGACAUCUACACCCACCAGGACCGGCCUGUACCCAGGGGCUGGCAGCAAGGCCCAUGCCUUUCAGGAGCAUAUCUUCAAGAAGCCCACCUUCUGUGAUGUCUGCAACCACAUGAUCGUGGGAGCAAACGCUAAGCAUGGGCUGCGCUGCAAGGCCUGUAAGAUGAGCAUCCACCACAAGUGCAUGGAUGGCCUAGCACCCCAGCGGUGCAUGGGCAAGCUGCCAAAAGGGUUUCGGCGUUACUACAGCUCCCCCUUGCUCAUCCAUGAACAGUUUGGAUGCAUUAAAGAAGUUAUGCCCAUCGCCUGUGGCAAUAAGGUGGACCCUGUCUAUGAGACCCUCCGCUUCGGCACCUCCCUGGCCCAGAGAACCAAGAAGGGCAGCUCCGGCAGUGGCUCUGAUUCGCCUCACAGAACCUCUACUUCAGAUCUCGUGGAGGUUCCUGAAGAACCUGACGGGCCAGGAGGUGGGUAUGACCCACGGAAACGCAGCAACAGUGUUUUUACUUAUCCAGAAAAUGGCACUGACGAUUUCAGACACCAAGCAAAGAACAUAAACCACCAGGGAUCUCUUUCCAAAGAACCAUUACAGAUGAACACCUAUGUUGCCUUGUACAAAUUUGUACCACAGGAGAAUGAAGAUUUGGAAAUGAGGCCAGGAGACAUGAUUACUCUUCUAGAAGACACCAAUGAAGACUGGUGGAAAGGGAAAAUUCAAGACAGGAUUGGCUUCUUUCCGGCCAACUUUGUUCAGAGAGUACAACAAAACGAGAAGAUUUUUAGAUGUGUUAGGACCUUCCUUGGGUGUAAAGAACAGGGGCAGAUGACACUGAAAGAGAAUCAGAUCUGCGUGACUUCCGAAGAGGAGCAGGAUGGCUUUAUCAGAGUCCUCAGUGGAAAGAAGAGAGGCCUCGUCCCCCUGGAUGUCUUAGAAAACAUCUGAUUGCUGGCCCUUCCUGCCUUUGCAGUGGCCAGGCUCCGCUGCGAUGUCUCAUCUCACACUGUGUCCACGCAGAGGAGCUGCCGCACUGACCCGCCCCCCCCCCCCCCGGGAAACAGUGAGACAAGACUCACGGAUCUGAGACUGGGGUACCAGCCACAAGACAGAGGCCCCAUCUCACAGCAUUGCCGGGCUGCCCACGGUGGGGGCGGGGCUGAGAGAGCUGAGUGCCGUGCAGGUGGUGGUGGCGGCAGGGCGGUAGCCACAGCUGUCCCUGAGGACCCACCUCAUCCCUGUCCAUGUGAUGUAAGUUAGCCCACUGGAGUGUGGCGUGGGCCCAGUGCGAGGCUCGGAUCCCCACAGCCAAGUGUGAUUCUGGUUCCAGACGCGUGUCCCCAAUGCUGGCCCAUCCGCAUCAUCACAUUUGCCGUCUCUCUGCAGAGCAUCAGGAAGUCCUGCUUCCCAGCCCCCAACAUGCGAGGGCUCCCCGCAGCCCCCUCACUUUGUGAUUGCGCUGUCUCUUCUGUCCUCCGAGUGAGUCCUAGGGGUGCUGUGAGAUGUGAGGACUGAGCUGGUGGCACCAGCUGCUAUUCUAAUUACCGACAGAGGUGCCAGAGGACAUGAGGCACUGAUACAGAGGGCAAAGUAGGAGUAGGUGGGGCAGAGAGCCUGAUUUAUUGAAGAUUAUGCAGCCCCUUCAGUUAGGAAAGCAUUUCCCUGCGGAGAUGAACCUGGGAAAGAAAAUGGGGCAAGAAGUCCCAGCAAAGAGCCCAUUUCAUUUCACGUCUUCUGUACUAGGGGCAGCAUUUUCCCUCAUGCCAUCCUGGAGGAACCCCUUUUGGAGGCUGAGCCCACCCUGGAGAGAACUAGGAACAUGGAGGAGAACCAAUAGCAUCUUAGGAGAAAAGUAGCCAAAUCAAAAUCCAUUCUUCUCUAGGGCAGUAUAUUAUACCCUAGCAGAUGUAAAAUGGAAACAAAUCCUUAGUGCUUCAUCCCUCAGAAAGUAGAGGAACUUGGGUCCUAUUUAGCAUCAAGUAGGAGAGUCUCUCUUACUCUAUACUUGUACUAAUGUUUACAAGCAUUCGAUAUACUGUGAUGCCUCCCUCCGCAAGCCUCCUCCUAGCAUUCAAACUUGCAUCUGAUUACUUAGUCAUUAAUAUGGUUAAACUUCAAUUCAUAAUGACCUUGGGAUCAAUGUCAGCUCAAUUUAUUUUGUUACAGAGCAAUAAAAGCAUUAGAACAACUGGUUUUUAAAAGACUUAAGUGGGUACAUCUUAUGCAUGUAAGCAUUACUUCCCAAACCCUAGUGUCAUUAAUCUCCAUUUAUUUCUUUUGUUACUGCUCAGCAUGAUGUUGGGAGCUGAGAGGGGAUGGCUGCUGGUUUCACAGUAGUUUGGUUGCCUUACUAUCAUUUUAAAGCCAGCAUCCAGAAUUUUCUCCCUCUCCAGUACAACCUGCAAAACUGAGUGUACAGAGUCAAGAUGGGUUCUCCGAGAACCAGGGUGGAUAAUAUGACUGCCAUUCUCUAAAAUGGAAUGCCAGAGUACAAACACUCUCUGCCUCUAACUGAGUAGUCCAUUGAAUAAAGACAACACAGUGCCUGGAAGGAGCAUAGAAAACGUGUGUCCUGAUCUUUCUGGUGGAGUAUCCACUGAAGUUUUUGGGUACAGUGGCGUCAUAUCCUAGACAAAUUUAACUUGCAUUACAAAAUCAGUUUGCCUUUGGAAACCGAAUAGAAGGAGGCUGCUGUAGCCAGCCCCCAAGGUGGUCCCCCAGUGCUCCCCCGCAUCCUGAUAUUCUCGCCUUUGUGUGGCCCACUCCCACAUUGAAUCAGGACCGAUCUUAUGUGACCAAUAAAAUACAGCAGAAGUCCUACCACAUGACAUCUGAAGCUAGGCAAAAGAAGUCCUUGCAACUUCUGUCUUGCUCUCUGGGAACACUCACCGUUGGAACCCUGAGCCACCAUGUAAGUUUAUCUACUUUGAGGCCACCGUGUGGGGGAGGCCCAGUGGACAGACCAUAUGUGUCUGCAGCUGGGAUUCCAGACAUCAGCAGCCAUCCCCUCUCAAGUGAUAGAUUUAUGAACCAAGUGAUAGAUUUAUGAACAAAAUAAAUACGAUUUGGUGGUUUUUAAGUCACUACGUUUUGGAGUGAUUUGUUUUACAGAAAUAGAUAUCUAGAACAGGGACUCGUAAUUUGAGCCAAUGUUAGAAAGAAGAAAAAACACACAUCCUGCACAAGGAGGCCCAGAAUUUUUACAAACAUCAAGUACUGGUGGACAGUGAACCCUCCCAAUGCAAGAUAUCUGGUGUUCCUUAAAGAUCUGGAGUCUUGCAGAUAUCAGAGAAAAAGCUACUCUUCAAUGCAGAUUGCCGCGGAUAUUCACACACACACAUAUACAUACCCAGACUUUAGGAGCCACAGCAUUUAUUCUCCUCCCGCCUGUCUGCAGAAAUGGCAAGAACAAGGACAGCUGUGACCUACCAAAGUCCUGAAGGUCUCCAAGAUUCAAGAAAUGGCGGGGAGAAGAUCCACCGUUUGGGAAUGGGAGUGAGAUGAAGGCCUCAAGAGACAGAUUCUGGAGAGGGAGAGGGUUGGAGAGGAAGUGCUAAUACGAAGGGAAAAAAGGGGGGCCUGAGGGGAUAUUCUUCAUAGUGUGAGAGAACAGCCUUGUGCCCCCUCACCUCCUGCCCCUGCCUGCAGCUAAGGGAGGGCAUAUAUCUAACUGGAACAGGGAUGCUCUGCCCUGUACUCCAUUACCAGUGCUAUAGGACUUGGAUUCUAUAGAGGUGAAUUUGAAGUGAAGAACUGAUUAAACCUUCCUCAGGACUUCAGGAUGUAAAGAAUAGAACUUCUUUUUACCCCAUCACCAGCAGACAACUGAGACUCCUUUAAUGUGGGCUAUGGGCUACAAAGAGAGCCCAUGUGUAGAUGUCCAACUGACUACUAGUAGGGUUGAUUUCACAGACCACCUCCUUCCUCACCUCUACACACCAAAUACACACAUACACACGCUCCUGUCAGGAAGAAGAGUCCAGCAUCUGGGUCAUAUAUUUAAAGCAACCAAUGAGAUGGUACAUGGUAGGCACUUUUUAGAGUUAGUGUUCUUCACUAUUAAAGGGGGAAAAAUAAAAUCAGGGGGAAGGUCAUGGUACUUGUAAAUAGUCUGGUGUCAAGUACUGCUAAAACGUAAAAAAGCAGCAAGGAGGCCCAAAAGCCAGUCGAGGUCUCUGAAAAGGGUCAGGAAGGAAACCUACUGGUUGACCUUAGCCUAGAACCAGGUGCAGGCAGCUGUAAAAAAGUGUUGUGUGCUCAACUAGCUUAGAUUUAAAUAAAAUAAACCAGGCUUCUUUACUCAGGAUUUCCCAGAGCCUUUAAUUUCUUAAUUUUCACAGUAAAUCUAUAAAAGGGGAUUUAGACCCAUGGAACACCUAUUAGGAUCAACUAGUCUAUUCCAAGGCACAUAGUUCAGAAAAUGCUGUGGUAGAGAAUUCUCAUAUAAUAUUGGAUCCAUCUAAUACCCUCUCUCUCUUCCUACAUCUCACUAAGAUACCCAUGAAUUACUGAAAAGGACAAAAGUACAUAAUCAUAGUAAAAAUGGAGGCUGAAAGACAAUCUACUCUGGAAUCAGUAUUUAGGGAGUAGGAGAAAGUGGGAUCUGUGUCCCCAGUGGGUGAAAAGCUCAGGAAGAAGAGUAACUUUCUCAUGCUCUAAUGGCUUUAGCAAAUACUGAGCAGUAGGGCGUAGGCUGGUAUAAAUCUGGGAGUAAAAGAGAGUUCAGCAUUGCCCAAAAUAGCCUCCCCAGGAAACUGAGUGAGCAGGUGUGUUCCACAGCUUUAACACAAAACAAAAAUCCUUACGAACAACUCGGACCAAAAAAAAAUUAAAACUGGUUUAAUGAUAUCCCAUAACGGUGUCUUAGAUUUUGCUCAGUUGCAAUUCUUCUGUGUGUUUUGUAGAACACCUGGUGUUUUUGACCCUUAGAAUAUAUUUUCUUUUCCUUAGCUUCCAAUAAGGAGUUUUAAAUAGUCCUCAAUCUUCCCCUGGGUAAUAGAAAUGUAACUGUACCUCAAAACAGUAACAAGAUAAUAGCAAUUUAUUUUAUAGUUCCUUUUUAAAAAUGAAAAAGUAGUAGGCUUUUUUAUCAUCUCACCAUUAAGUUUAAACAGCUGUCAAACAUCUUCCCUGUGUUCAUGGAAGUCAGGAUGUACUGAAAUCCUGAAAAUACACCCUGGAAAAAUACAAUACCUAUUUCCAAGAAAAAUGGUGGAUCCUCUUUAGAUUUCCUCCACUGGCCUCAUUUCCUCAGGUUCUCAGGUUACACCUGACCCCAUCUGUUUUUAUGCAUGGCAAUAUUUUUCUUUAUCUUCUCCUUUUAAACAAGUUUCCUAAAAAUUGUUUUCUUAGUUUACUUUCAUUCUUUACUAAGGUAAAAAAAAAAAAUCAUCCAAGGUUAUGACUUUUCCUCUGAGUUCAGCUUUGACCAUAUGAAAGUGUUCCCAUUUCCAUUCAUUUCUAAAUACUCUGUAAUUAGAGUUUUGAUUUUCCCAUAGAUUUUUAUUUUGUGUGUGUAUAUGUGUGUGUGAUUAGAACCAUUGUGCAUUGUGGUCAGAAAAUAUGAUCCACAGGGUUUCUGCUUUGAGGAAAUUAAUUGGCAUUUUGUGCUCUAAUAUAUGACUAAUCUUUAGAAAUGUCCAAUGGAUGCUGGUAAAAAAAAGAGAACUCAUGUCUAUAGUAUAUAAAGUUUAAUAUGUAUCUGCUAAAUAAACAAAGUGUUCAGGUCA